Gossypium arboreum is the source of this 1616-nucleotide messenger RNA. Its product is annotated as AAA-ATPase At3g28610-like. The coding region runs from base 13 to 1464 and encodes 483 amino acids. The record is from RefSeq and is a predicted model, not a curated record. Lineage: Eukaryota; Viridiplantae; Streptophyta; Magnoliopsida; Malvales; Malvaceae. The transcript has a single exon. Gene Ontology annotation, molecular function: ATP binding; ATP hydrolysis activity.
ACAUAAACAAACAUGAUGAUUGGAGAAUCAUGGGCUCAAAUUGGUUCAACCAUUGCUGGUUUGAUGUUUACUUUAGCUACUUUACAACAAUUCUUUCCUCACCAACUUAGACUUUCUUUACAACAAUUUGUUUUAGCCUCACUUCAACAAUUCUCUUUGGUCCAAAAAUUAUGUGAUAAAUUGGUUAACCUUUUCUCACCCUAUAUUCACAUCACAUUCCCUGAAUACUCUGGUUAUUGGAGUAAUCAAGCCUUUGACGCCAUUGAAACAUAUGUUGGAGCUUUAUCAACCACUAAAGCUUCAUUGCUCAAAGGUAGUCUUGUACAAAACAGCAAAGCCCUUGUUCUUACAAGGGAUGACAGAAAAGUGUGUGAUGAAUUUAAUGCAGUUCAAGUUUGGUGGGUUUUGGAACCUUCUCCAACAAAUUCUUCUGAGGACAAGUAUUUUCAACUCAUCUUCCAUAGACAACACCGUGAUUUGAUUACUGGGUCAUAUUUGGAUCAUGUUCUUGAACAAGGGAAAGCAAUUCAAGCGAAGAAUAAGCAGAGAAGGCUUUAUACAAACAAUCCUAGUGAGAAUUGGAGUUCUUACAAGAAGAACUUGUGGAGUGACAUUGCCUUUGAGAGCCCUGCAACUUUUCAAACAAUAGCAAUGGAUCCCAACAAAAAAGAAGAAAUCAUCAAUGAUUUGGUGAGUUUUAGUAAAGGAAAAGAGUAUUAUAUGAAGCUUGGGAAGCCAUGGAAAAGAGGGUAUCUCCUUUAUGGCCCACCUGGAACCGGUAAGUCCACUAUGAUUGCUGCCAUGGCUAACUUUUUGAACUAUGAUAUCUAUGAUCUUGAGCUAACUACUGUCAAAAACAACACUGAACUUAGAAAACUGUUGACUGAAACAUCAAGUAAGUCAAUAAUUGUGAUUGAAGACAUUGAUUGUUCUUUAGAUGUAACUGGUGAAAGGAAGAAAGGCGGGCCAAAAUCCAAUGAAAAAGAGACAGAACCUGAAAAUGAAAAAACCAGUAAAGUAACACUUUCAGGGAUAUUGAAUUUCAUUGAUGGGACUUGGUCAGCAUGUGGAACUGGGAGGAUCUUUGUAUUCACUACAAACCAUAUACACAAACUCGAUCCGGCUUUAAUCCGACGAGGGCGGAUGGAUAUGCACAUUGAGCUUUCAUAUUGUAGCUUUGAAGCAUUUAAGAUAUUAGCCAAGAACUAUUUGGAUGUUGAUUCACAUGAUUUGCUUGAAAAGAUUGGGAUUUUGUUGAAGGAAACAGAGAUGACUCCAGCUGAUGUUGCAGAGAAUUUGAUGCCAAAACGUGAGAAGAAAGAUCCAGAUGCUUGUUUAAACAGCCUGAUUCAAGCUCUUGAAGAUGCUAAAGAAAAGGCUAAGUUGAAAGCUGAAAAGGAAAAAAAUAUCAAAAUCAACAAAGGAAAAAACAUGAAAUUUUAUGCUAAAAGAUUGUUGUUCUAGGCUUCAUUUAUGAAGCCCAAUGGUUUAUUUAGUAGUAUAUUAAUGAUUUCUCACUAUGUACAAUUUAGUCCUCUUUCAUCUUGGGUAACCAAAGAAUAUGUUAACUAUGGCUUUUUACCAUUAAGUUAUGUUUAGUAUCUUUCAAAAAACAA